UAAUCAUCACAGUGAAGUCUGACAGGCUGCCAAACAUCCGCCCGUUGGAGAUUGAAGCGUCUCACCAGUGACAAGUGUUAUAUCUGAACGGAGAGAAUGGUGAUCGAUAAGACGAACGAGGAGAAGUUCCUGAAUCUGACCGUGCCGCUGCACGGCCCAGAGCUGAACUGAAGCGAGACGAGAUGGCCUAAAGAAGCAAGAAGUUACGCAAAGCCCAUUCGAUCCAAAGGUGUUGACCUUACAGAGCUGCUGCAGCAGAAACAUCUAAGGAAAUAUCAUCAUAGCUCGGUGGCAGGAGAUAAAGCAGGUAUGCGCUCUGCCUGCUGGGAAAGCUGCCGUCUACAGAUGGACGUAUAACUCGCACGGUUUGAUCGACUGUGGACCCGGACGAGAGGAAACUCAAACUUGGGCUUUGUUCUAAGAAAGGCAGACAUCCUGAGGAGCGAUCUGAAAUGAUGGCAACCAUGAACGGCCUGGCGGAGAUGUCAAUAAAGUGUGUUCUGGUUGGGGACAGCGCGGUGGGGAAGACGGCCCUGCUGGUCCGCUUCACCUCGGAGACCUUCCCGGACAGUUACAAGCCCACGGUGUUUGAAAACACGGGGGUGGACGUGUACAUGGACGGGGUCCAGAUCAGCCUGGGCCUGUGGGACACGGCGGGCAACGACAACUUCAAGCAGAUCCGGCCCAGAUCCUACCACCAGGCCGACGUCGUCCUGCUCUGCUACUCCGUGGCUAACCCCAACUCUCUGGCUAACAUCCAGCGGAAGUGGAUGGCCGAGGUUCGGGAAAACCUGCCCAAGGUGCCCGUGCUGGUGGUGGCGACCCAGACGGACCUGAGGGAGAUCGGGGUGCACCGGGGGAACUGCAUCUCGCCGACGGAAGGGAAACGCGUGGCUCACGAGAUCCACGCUAAAGGCUACCUGGAGUGCUCGUCCUUAAGCAACCGCGGCGUGCAGCAGGUGUUCGAGUAUGCUGUGCGGACAGUCUUCAACCAAGCCAGGAAACAAGCCAGGCGGCGCAUGUUCAGCAUCAACGGGUGCAAGGUCUUUUGACCUUUGAUUUGGUUUGCAACCUGAGCCUUUGUUUUCAGAUGACUUUUGAGGGUCUCAUUCAAACUCAGACAGUUUUUUAAAAAUCUGUAAGGUGGUUUUUCAAUGACAAAAAACCCCUCUAUACUAAAUACAUUACAACAUAAACCUAAUGGAACAUUAUAGAAGUAUAUCGUCUAUGUUGGUGUCACCCUGAUGGGAUUUCAGUGCGUUAGGAGCACAGAGGAUUUUUGUGAAAGACUUUCUUUUUUGAGUUUUUAAGACAAAAGAAGGGUAUUAAUGUGUCAGUGUUGGGACCGGAUAAGGUUGUGAACUUUUAUAUAGCAGUACAAACCAAGUAAGUGUCUUUACUAACACUUGGAAAUCCCUUUUGUGUUGCGCAUAUUCUUUUUUUUUUUACAUCGGAGUUGAAUUCGGAUGCCCAUUCCUGACACAACCUUUACCAUUGAUUCAGGGUCGGGAUCAGAACUAGGAGAAUGCCGGCUUUUGACAUCUUACUACCACAAAUGCUUUUAAAAUGAUACAAGGUCUUUUUCAUGUAGAGUUACACAGAUCAUCAAUUGUAGGGUACUUUAAUUAAUUUUUUUUUAAAUUAUAUGCUACCAUAGAAAGCCAAAUGGAAGAUUUUUGUCCUGUCAGGCGCUACAUUAUGUGUGUUCUUUAUAUUUUCUUUCUAGCAGCAUUUAAGAGGAUGUAACCUGGAAAUAAAAUGUUUAAAGGUCAACGAUUGGGUAAAAAAAAUCUUUUAUUUAUUUAUUUUUUAUGUUUUUUAUUGUGUAAGUACAAGUAAACCCGAUUAAGACUUUAUACUUUUACCAAAUUUUUAUACUUUUACCAUAUUACAAAAAACAAAACUAUUUUGAAAAUAUGUUUGAAGAAUUUACAAAAAAAACCCAAUCAAAAUAUGUAUAUAAUUCAGUAAUUUAUUUCUUUAUUGAUGGGAUUUCAAUCAGUCCGUAAAUUUGCAGUUGCAAUCAGCACGCUGUAGUUUAAUGUUGACCUGCACCGCUCAGAUAAGAAAAUACAAAAUAAGUCUUAUUUUAGUACCCGAUGGUAUGCCCUAAACUCUCCAUCACCAUGCGAGAGUUUGUGUUACUGAUAAAACAACUAACUUAGUUAAAACCCGCCUAAACUCCAAGAUUUUUACAUUUUUCUAUUUAUGUAAAUUCUCUACAGCGUUGGUUCCUUGUUUGUGAUUGGAUAUGUAGUUUGAGGUGAGCAAUACUAGAAUUGCAAAGAAAAUCAACAUAACAGUCAUUUAUGAGUGUUAAAUGAAGUUUUUUUUUUAAAUGUGUUUUUUCAGUUUUUCGAGUAGUUGCAGUGAAUUAAAAUGUGUUUUUCUUAAUGAUUCUACAGGUUAGUGAUAAGACUUUUAUAAUUUUUAUGGUCCUGAAUAAAAGUUUUAAGAAUUAUACACUGUAUGACAUUUAAUUUCUAUUAUACAUACACAAACUUGGAGUCU
Messenger RNA from Cololabis saira (Pacific saury), 2511 nucleotides. RefSeq names its product ras homolog family member H (gene rhoh). Gene Ontology annotation, biological process: small GTPase-mediated signal transduction. The record is from RefSeq and is a predicted model, not a curated record. Gene Ontology annotation, molecular function: GTPase activity; GTP binding. The transcript is spliced from 2 exons. The coding region runs from base 453 to 1052 and encodes 199 amino acids. Lineage: Eukaryota; Metazoa; Chordata; Actinopteri; Beloniformes; Belonidae.